Molecule: messenger RNA, 2669 nt
Organism: Phalaenopsis equestris
Lineage: Eukaryota; Viridiplantae; Streptophyta; Magnoliopsida; Asparagales; Orchidaceae
Product: GPI transamidase component PIG-T
Exons: 6
Coding region: 136-2127 (663 amino acids)
Biological process (GO): attachment of GPI anchor to protein
Cellular component (GO): GPI-anchor transamidase complex
Source: RefSeq, a predicted model, not a curated record
GUAGCUCACGAUAAGUGACCUGAGGGAAAAACCAUUAAGGAACCAUUCGAGGAGGUUUUUCGUCGCUACGGCCUUAAUGUUCAUUCCAAGUGGCUCUUCCUGUCAUCGUAGGUGGUCAGGCAACGAGAAGUCCUAAUGUUUAACUCGGCCUCCAUGGCGAAACUCCGCCGGCGAUUCCAUACCUCCGCCUUCCUUCUAAUAAUCUUCCUCUCCAAUUCUUUUCACCUUCCAGCCCUAGCUUUGGUCGAACGUGGUGAGGGAUUGAAGGAGGAGUUCACUGAGGAGCUUCUACUGAAACCAUUGCCUGACCGAAAAGUACUCUCCCAUUUCCACUUCCAGAGCUCAGCUCCUCCUUCCGCCGCCAACGGACGCCAUCACCACCUCUUCCCCAAGGCCAUCGCACAGCUGGCACGUAAGUUUGAAAUAAGGGAGUUGGAAUUAUCUUUCACACAAGGACGUUGGAACUAUGAGAAAUGGGGUGGAUUUGAUCCAAUCUCCACCACCAAUGCCAAGCCUCCUGGUGUUGAGCUUUGGGCAAACUUUGAUCUCCCUCUAAAUACAAUUGAUCAUACUUGGAAAAAUUUAACCCAUGUUCUUUCGGGUCUUUUCUGCUCUUCCAUCAAUUUCCUCGAGUCCUCCACAGCUUAUUCUUCUCCAACUUGGGGUUUCCAAUCAAAUUCAAGCAAAUUACGAUAUGGCGCAUUACCACGAGAAGCAGUUUGCACCGAGAACCUCACUCCUUGGUUAAAACUACUUCCUUGCCGUGAUAAGGCUGGGAUAGCUUUAUUAUUAGACAGACCUUCUAUUUACAAGAGCCACUAUCACUCCCAAAGGCUAAAACUGAUAUCUUCUGAGUUUACUGGUAUAAUUCUUGAACAGACUCUCACCCUUGUCCUUCAACCCAGUAUGAGAAGGCUUAGUUCUCUUUCUUUGGGUGAUGGAUCUCUUCAACCUAGUUGGUCUCUUAACUCCUUGUUUGGGAAGAAGGUUGUUGGGCAUUGUGUUCUUGCAAAAACUAGCAGAAUUUUUCUUGAACUGGAGAAUGAUUUAGCUCUUAAAGUAGAUAAACUGCAACCUUUGUCUUCCUGGAAUAAUUCAGCCUUUGAACUGUCUGUGAUACCAAACAAUGAGAUUAGAGAACUAAAUGCAUUGAAUAAGCUCAGAAGUUCUGUUCUCUAUGUGUUUGAAGUCAGUGGGUUGAACGACUCUGUGCCUUUGGAUUUAGGCAUUCAUUGGAAAAUUCCUUUGGUUUGGUCUUGCUCUCGUGCUCCUUUCCACGUGAACCGUUUUCUAAUGGGAAGUGGAAAUGAAAGAGGCUCUGUUGCUAUCACUAUACGAUCUGCAAAUUUGCAUGAACAUUUUUUGAGAGCUUCAGAUAGUUGUGGGGUGGAUGCUGUAAUUUUUCAGGUUGUUCCUUGGUAUGUUAAAGUUUAUUAUCAUACGCUGCAUAUUUUUGUAGAUGGGAAGGCUCAGAUAAUUUCAGAUGUGGUGAGGAAGAUGAAAAUAUCUCCUUCCGAGGAUAAGUUAUCAUCAGGGUCAAUGGAAUUGAUGCUUAAGUUUCCUUGUAAUAUGGAUUCAGCUACACUGACUCUUGAUUUUGACAAGGGAUUCUUACACAUUGAUGAAUAUCCUCCUGACGCCAAUCAGGGCUUUGACAUUCCAUCUGCUUUAGUUUCUUUUCCUGACUUUCGUUGUGGCAGAAGCUAUCAGUUAGAUGAGUUGAUGCAUUACCAGUCCACUCUUCUAUCCAAGUUUCAGGAGGGAAAUCCUGUCCAAACGUAUACAGAAGUAUUACUUGUACCAUUAACAACUCCUGAUUUUAGCAUGCCUUAUAAUGUCAUCACAUUUACUUGUACAGUUUUAGCAUUAUAUUUUGGAUCAAUGCUUAAUGUUUUGCGAAGAAGGGUUGGCGAAGAAGGGAGAUUAUCAAGAAGUAAAGCUUCAGAGAAGCCUGGGCUAAUUCCUCAGCUCUUAUCCAAGUUGGCUUCAAAACUAAAAGGCAAAGCACCAGAACCUCCUUCACCAUUAUCAACAUCUUCAUCUAUUUUAGGACCUAAACUACUAUCUAAAAUCAUUCUAGUUGGUUUGCUAGCCGUUAUCUGGAAUUACUAUCUCAAAGAUAGUUAAACUUCUAAUCAUCUGUAGUUUCAUUUUAGGAAGAUUUACAUACAUGCCGCUAAUUUUUCAUGUAUUUACAUAUCUAACACCUAUGCUUCAAUUUUUACAUACAUAUCACCUUACGUAUGCAAGAAAAAGUGUGUUUAACUUUUUUAAAGUUAAAUUGGUGGUAUUUUUGAUGUGAUAUGAAUGAUUUGGGUGGUAUAAAAGUAAAAGAUCAAAGUUUAGCUGUCAGAUAUGUAAAUACAUAGGAAUUGGGUGGUAUAAAUGCAGUUUAAUUUUAUCAGAUUUUAGCAAGUUCAAUCUGUGUUGUUAUUGUUUGAGUGAACUGAGUUGCACCAGGAUGGUUUUUCGUUCAAGAUGCAUGAGAUUUCAUGGGUUUUAAUCAUCAAAAUUUGAAUGUGGUUGCUCUUACAGGAGAGAAUUUACAGCAGCUCGCACUUUCGUUAGCAUAAUUAAGAAGAAUUUGAAAUUUAUUGUAAAUAUAAUAGUUCACCUGAUGUCAUUGUUGGUUUUAUACAACAACAAAAAUCAUCUAUCCCACAAGUAGG